UUGUUUUGUGAAUUUAUAUUUGAAUAGGAAAAAAGUAGGGAAGAUGGGAUUUAUAAUGGAGUUUGCGGAGAAUUUGGUUCUGAGGUUGAUGGAAGAUCCGAAAGAGAGGGACAGGAAAUUUAGGGAGCGUUUGUAUGAGAGGAAAGAUAGGUGCAAGAAGACAAAGGAGAUGUGGAGCUAUCCACUGCGUCCUUACGGGUUCUGGACAUUUGAGAGACAUAAUGCACAGCUCCGAUGGGAUGCUCAGAUUAGCCAGGUGCCCGGUCGCAGGGACCCUUAUGAUGACCUUCUUCAAGACACCUAUGAUACCACUGCCUCCAAAUGAUUUACAGAAGCUCCCAAGCCAAUGCAGAAUGAUCUAGAGCUUCCCUAGGAGGGUGGUGAAGAUUCUGAAGAAACAAUUCACUUAUUUCUUAUUUUUACCCCCAAUCUGUUGAACUGUUUAUGUAUGUCUCAUAAGUUUUAACUCAUUAUUCCGGACUGAAUUUUGACUUUGAAUAAUUGU
This is a messenger RNA of Pistacia vera, 505 nucleotides long. RefSeq lists its product as uncharacterized. Lineage: Eukaryota; Viridiplantae; Streptophyta; Magnoliopsida; Sapindales; Anacardiaceae. The coding region runs from base 44 to 325 and encodes 93 amino acids. The record is from RefSeq and is a predicted model, not a curated record. The transcript is spliced from 2 exons.